GUAAAAUUAAAUUACUAAAAUAAAGAAUCUAAAUAAAUAAAUACUGAAAUGAGCAAUAAAUUAUUUUUGUCUGCCAUUCUUUUCCUUGGAUUACUUGUUGGAACAGUCUAUUCUUAAGUUAGCCUUGAGCUUCAAGUCUAAACCUUAGACUCUUACUAAACAAAGAACACUUACAUAUUAGCUGCUAAAGGUGUUUUUGGUGGUAACUAAAAUAGCGAUAAGGACAGUUGCUCUGAAAGCUUUACCAUAUAAACUAAUCAAAAUUAAUUUUCUUAAACUGAUAUGGUUCUUCCAAAUGCUAGAAGGUGUGGUGAUGUAUCAAAUGUAAGCCUUUCAGGUUAUACAACUGAAUUAGGUCUAGGUGGUGUUGAAAUACCUGUUUAUCUUCGCUACGGUUAAGGAACUCCUAUAUUUGAUUUCUCUGAUUCAGAUUCAAAUAUUCCAAACCUACUUUAUACUCUAAACAAAGUAAAGAAUCCUGUCUUUUACUUUAAUCUUAAAAAUAAUGUUUAACUCGUAAAUGGAUUUAAACCUAAAAGCUUCUUAUACAUUGGCGAUAGUGAAAGUACAACUGCUUAAUAAGGUACUGAAGUAAUUGUUUUACCUAAAUUAGGAAAUGGAGGAUGGUAAUUACCCUUGAAAAAUAUUAACUUUUAAGGUAAAUCUUAUUAGGUGUCUGAUGAAUAACCCUUUUUAAUUUCUUCUUACGACUCAAUCGGUUUAGGCUAAUAAGGAUAUUAAGAAUUCUUGAAGCCUCUUGUAUAAAAAAAAGCUAUCAUCUAAAAUAAGAAGCUUGGAUACGUUUCUAUAAAUAAAAAUUUCCUUAACGAUCUUCCUAACAUAACUUUAUAAGUUGAAGACAUAAAUGGAGUUUUAUAAAAUUUAAAUAUACCUUCACAAAAUUAUGUUCUUAAAGUGAAUGAUGAAUAUAUCCUAAAGGUUGACGAUUCAAACUAAGUAGGAUAUCCUUUAUACUACAACUAUUUAAUUGGUUUUGAUAGAAAUGGUAAAUAAUUCUUAUUUUAACAAAAGUAAGAUUCUUUGAAUGCUUCAUCUUUCUGA
This is a messenger RNA of Tetrahymena thermophila SB210, 1062 nucleotides long. RefSeq names its product transmembrane protein, putative. The record is from RefSeq and is a predicted model, not a curated record. The transcript has a single exon. Lineage: Eukaryota; Ciliophora; Oligohymenophorea; Hymenostomatida; Tetrahymenidae.